CGACUACCUGAUGAUUAGUGUUGUACUAGAGGUCUCUAUCUCCGAAGACCAUGGAAGGAGCUUGAGAUCCUACGGAAGCAGGCAUACCGGUGGUGUCUUGGUGGUGAGGUAGACUAGGGGCCAGUAUCUCCAGCACCUCCAAUAACGCCAACCGGCUUGGCCCCCUAGCUCAAUGAUAUGUUCCAACACAGCAAUUAUCCCCACCGGUCUGAGAUCAACCCCACAAGGUCGGGGUGAGGCCGAGGUCCAUAGAGCGGAGCUCCAGCACUUCGAGCAACCACGCAGAAGCAUAGCACUAUCCGAGAAGGCUGGCUCAUACCAUGCAACAUACGCCGCAAGCUAUAACCCUCUUGCUGGCGACCAUCAAGAAUCAUGACUCAAUGCUGGAUUCUAGGUCCCCGAAGCCUCUGCUCAACGAAUCAGACCUAACCACACAUCUUGACCUUAGCUGCCAUACUCCCAUGAACAUACCCAACUUACCUCACAUGUCACAGAGUGACUCAGUAAACAGCAACACCUCAACCCAACUUCCUAAAGAAUCGUACGAUCCUUGUCCCCACCCACCGAAUCACGACAGCUCCUUUCGAGGCUCAAUCCUCACCUACUUCUCGCAUCGUCCCAUCCCUACUGUUCGAGCUGAAGUGGUGGGACCGGAAAACAUCUCCCGUGACAUCGGUGCCCUGCUCGGAGCAGUAACGAUGACACUAUCUGCAGAUAACGGAUUGAACAAGAACAAGAAGGGAUGGCCCGGUCGAGUCGACGGGGCGAGCUGCGUCAUCGAUGUGGGCGCACCAUUGAGCACCUGA
This is a messenger RNA of Aspergillus aculeatinus CBS 121060, 806 nucleotides long. RefSeq lists its product as uncharacterized. NCBI's taxonomy places the organism in Eukaryota, Fungi, Ascomycota, Eurotiomycetes, Eurotiales, Aspergillaceae. Bases 321 to 806 code for a protein of 161 amino acids. The record is from RefSeq and is a predicted model, not a curated record. The transcript has 2 exons.